AGAAGAAAAAGAAGGUCAAAGUUCAAUACAAAGAUUUUUCAAGCUUAUGAGAUAUGUAAAACUGUAGUACGAACUUGUUGUUAAAGCAUUAUUCUUUUACAAUAAUUUCAAAACAAGGGAUCUAAAAAUCAUAUUUAAAGUAUAUAAGUAUUUUGUUGCGACCUUACCCAUGCGCAGUACACCUGCAGCGGUGUUGUUGUAAUGUUGAUGAUCUCUAGCUGACAUCUUUGCUCCUCUGCUCCGUUGAAUAACACAGUAAGCUAGCUGCUAGCAGAGGUAGAUAUAAACAAACGUGUUAUAACCAUAGAGUGUAUAUAACACAGGUUCAGGUACAAAUAGAAAACUCGUGGUACCGCGAUGGAAUAGUUAGCAUAGAGCAUUCAGGUGAUACAUGGAAGUAUGUCAGCCUUGUUGUUCCAGCACCGUGCCGUCCUGUGUAAGAAAUACAGCAGAGGAUUAUUAUGGACCCUGUCGAGACCAAACUCUCAUCUGUUAACAAAUAAACAACCAUCCAGUGGUGGGGUUAGAAAUGUGCUGGCGACAUGGAAUUAUGUCAGGAGGAUACUUCAUACGACAUCAGAGAGGACUGCAGCAAGCCAGCAGCAGAAAGUCCUUCAGAGUCUUCUCCACAGACCUCUGGGUCCUGGUUUGGUAGGAAUCAGCAAAGAUUUAAUCAAGAACAACCUGCUAAGGAAUCCUGUUGGUUUGGUAAAUUUAUUAGGGGCGACAAACUUCUUCAGCACAUCACAGUCUAAACAAGAGAAGAAUAAAAGCAAUGAACCAAAGGGAAAAACUCCAGAAGAAGAUGAAGAAGAGAAGAAACGCCGGGAGCAGGAGGACCAGAUAUACCGGGAACGCCUCCGGGCCCUCUUCAUCAUCGCGCUCAUCAUGAGCCUGUUGAACUCCAUAAACACCAGCGGUGGAAACAUCUCCUGGAACGACUUUGUGAACGAGAUGCUGGCCAAGGGAGAGGUGUCCCGUGUGCAGGUCGUUCCUGAGAGCGACAUCGUAGAAAUUUACCUUCAUCCUGGAGCAGUCAUCUUUGGAAGACCAAGGCUGGCGCUCAUGUACAGAAUGCAGGUUGCAAACAUUGAUAAGUUUGAGGAGAAGCUGAGAGCCGCUGAAGAGGAGCUGAGUAUUGACACCAAGGACAGGAUACCAGUUUCCUACAAACGCACAGGAUUCUUUGCAAAUGCUGUCUAUGCUCUGGGAAUGGCUGCCGUGGGUGUGGCUAUUCUCUGGUACAUCUUUCGACUGCUGGGCAUGGGCGGUAGAGAAGGCGGCUUCAGUGCUUUUAAUCAGCUGAAGAUGGCCAAGUUCACCAUCGUGGACGGCAAGUCGGGUAAAGGUGUAAGUUUCAAAGAUGUAGCAGGCAUGCACGAGGCUAAGAUAGAAGUGAAGGAGUUUGUGGACUACCUCAAGAAUCCAGAACGAUACCUCCAGCUGGGAGCCAAGGUUCCCAAAGGCUCAUUGCUCCUCGGGCCUCCAGGCUGCGGAAAGACCCUGCUGGCUAAAGCUGUAGCCACUGAAGCCCAGGUCCCCUUUCUGGCCAUGGCCGGCUCUGAGUUUGUGGAGGUCAUCGGAGGUCUCGGUGCAGCUAGAGUCAGGAGUCUGUUCAAGGAGGCUCGAAGCCGAGCACCUUGCAUCGUCUACAUCGAUGAGAUCGACGCUGUGGGAAAGAAGCGCUCCACCAACAUGUCCGGGUUCUCCAACACAGAGGAGGAGCAGACCCUCAACCAGCUGCUGGUAGAGAUGGACGGAAUGGGAACAACAGACCAUGUCAUCGUCCUUGCCUCCACUAACAGAGCAGAUAUCUUGGACAACGCUCUGAUGAGACCAGGCCGACUGGAUAGACACAUCUUUAUAGAUCUGCCAACGCUGCAGGAGAGGAAGGAAAUCUUUGAGCAACAUCUGAAGAUCCUGAAGCUGACCCACCCGGCUAAGGUCUACUCUCUACGUCUGGCUGAGCUCACCCCUGGCUUCAGUGGCGCCGACAUUGCCAACAUUUGUAAUGAAGCCGCGCUGCAUGCAGCCAGAGAGGGACACAAGUCCAUUGACACCUUUAACUUUGAGUACGCAGUGGAGAGAGUCAUAGCGGGAAGUGUAAAGAAGAGUAAGAUCUUGUCGAAAGAGGAGCAGAGGGUGGUUGCUUUCCAUGAGUCCGGACACGCUUUGGUGGGAUGGCUUCUCGAGCACACAGAAGCCGUCAUGAAGGUUUCUAUCGCCCCGAGGACUAACGCAGCCCUGGGAUUUGCGCAGAUCUUACCUCGGGACCAGUACCUGUUCACCAAGGAGCAGCUGUUUGAGCGGAUGUGUAUGGCUCUUGGAGGAAGAACUGCUGAAGCGAUCACCUUUAACAAAGUUACAACAGGAGCUCAGGAUGACCUGCGUAAGGUGACACGUGUGGCCUACUCCAUGGUGAAGCAGUACGGCAUGAGCGACAGUGUCGGCCAGGUGUCAUUCCCAGAGACACAGGAGCAAGGUGCCAUUGGACGUCGUCCUUUCAGCCAGGGCCUGCAGCAGCAGAUGGAUCACGAGGCGAAGAUGUUGAUCGCUCGUGCUUACAGGCACACAGAGAAGCUGCUACUGGACAACAGAGACAAGCUCAUUCUGUUGGCCAAUGCGUUGUUAGAGCGCGAGGUGGUGAACUACGAUGACAUCGAAGUCUUGCUGGGUCCACCACCACACGGGCCGAAGAAGAUGAUCCUCCCUCAGAGCUGGGUGGAGGCUGAGAGAGACAAACAAGACACCGGAGAAGAGCCUCCACCACCUCCCCGCAAACGACAGGACGAAGACAUGGACCCACAGAUGGUCUGAUCUCUAAAUGAAUAUUUCCAAACUGCUGCUUUUGUGGUCUUUAUCAGGGGCAGGAGGAGGUCUGCUUUAAUCCUCCCUUUGAAGCUUUAUAUUGACUUCAAAGCAGAACCACAAAUAAUGCUUGAAACUUUGCAGCCCAUGCAGACUUUAGUGCAAAUGUAUAUUUGUACUUGUUUCCAGUCUGCUGACCCAUUUAGAUAACUUCAAGAAGCCAGUUCAGCUCUGCUAUGCCUUAAAAGCAUUGAAAAAAAUUAUAAUAGUAGGAUAUCUCCACCUCCUCUAUAGUGCAGAAAGACUGGAAAAGUUCACUAAUCAUCAUUCACUUCAUGUGCAGCAGGCGAUAAUGUGUGAUGUGCUAGACUUCCCAGAAUUUAUAUGCAAACAAAUGAAAGAUCACUGUAAAGGUUUGGACAUGAGCAUCACUUCUGUUCAUGACGUAUCAGAGGAACAGCUAGCCAUGCACAACACAAGUCAAUCCAUCCUGACAAAAGCAAACUUUAGGGAUGUUUAUUUUCUUUGUCAGAGAUAAUAGGCUCUCUAUGCAGUAUAUGUGCAUUAAAUCAGUCAACACAUCCUCACAAAGUCUGCUUCAUUGACUUUGGUAUUCAGAUGAGCUGCAGUGGAGUCGCAGUUCAGGUUGUAGUAGGUUGCUGUGGAUGUUUAUAGCGAAGAGUUUUCACUUGAGUUUGCGCUGAAACAGAAUUGAUGUGGAUUGCUUUGUCAAUGAGGAACAACAUUUUUACAUUAAGGAAGACCCCGUAAAGACUUGAGCUCCUGUUAUGUUGAUGUAACCCUACACACCUUCUGCUUCCUGCAGAGAGGAACACUGACUGAGUUAAUACACGGGUUGAUGCAGUGUCAUCUUUGUAUUAUGAGAUGUAUUUUAUUUGAAUGUGACGUCCCAAAGGACAGUGUUGAUAAAUAUGAAAAUAAAGUUUAAUUGAAAUGUUG
Notolabrus celidotus (New Zealand spotty) is the source of this 3768-nucleotide messenger RNA. RefSeq names its product SPG7 matrix AAA peptidase subunit, paraplegin (gene spg7). The record is from RefSeq and is a predicted model, not a curated record. Lineage: Eukaryota; Metazoa; Chordata; Actinopteri; Labriformes; Labridae. The coding region runs from base 400 to 2817 and encodes 805 amino acids. Gene Ontology annotation, biological process: mitochondrial protein processing; protein-containing complex assembly. Gene Ontology annotation, cellular component: membrane; m-AAA complex. The transcript has 17 exons. Gene Ontology annotation, molecular function: ATP hydrolysis activity; ATP binding; zinc ion binding.